Molecule: messenger RNA, 1860 nt
Organism: Onthophagus taurus
Lineage: Eukaryota; Metazoa; Arthropoda; Insecta; Coleoptera; Scarabaeidae
Source: RefSeq, a predicted model, not a curated record
GUGUUGGUAUGACUGCAUAAGAUUUAGAAAAUACGUCAAAUUAUGUCGCCACUGUCAUAUUUUCUAAUUUACAUUUUACAAAUUAUUUCGGUUAAAUCUAUUGAGCUGUUGAUUUUCCAUACGAAUGAUAUUAAUGGAUAUUUUGACGAAACGUUCAAUUCAAUAGGUGAAAAACCUGUUGGUGGUUUUCCAAGAAUUGCGUAUGUGUUAAAUAAAGCUAGAGAUGAUUAUCGGCGCGGUAAAGGACCCGCUGUUCUUUAUUUUGAUUGUGGAAAUGUGUUCAUUGGUAGCCCAUGGUUUUCAAUUCAUAGAGAUAAAAUUGCGACCGCCCUUAUGAAUUCUUUAACACCCGACGCUGCGUGUUUAGGCACUUUAGAAUUUGCGUAUGGACUGAAGGGAUUAUUACCAUAUCUUUCAAAGAUUAAUUUUCCAAUCGUUGUAUCAAACCUCGGUCUUUCUAAGCAACAAAGUCUCGCAAAAUUAGUUAACAAAAAGCUUGUAUUUAAUAUUAAAAAUACAAAAAUUGGAAUUCUUGGGUACAUAAAAAAUCGGAGACAAGCAUUUACUAAUUUAAUCUACUCCGUGGAAGUUUUGGAUGAAAUCGAAGUUAUAGGUCAACUCGCUGAGUCUCUUCGAAAAGAUGGUGUUCACAUAAUUAUAGUAUUAAGUCACGGCGGGUUGCAGGCAGAUGUCACCUUAAGCAGGUUAAUAAGAUAUGUUGAUAUUAUUCUCGGCGGAAAUACCAGGAAUUUUUUAUGGAAUGGUCCACCUCCAGAUAUGGAACAGCCAACCGAUCCGUAUCCACUUAUUGUUAAGCGUUUAGAUGGUGUACAACUUGCGAUUGCUCAUGGUUACCGCAGAGCUAAAUAUCUAGGUAAAUUACAUGUCAGCUAUAAUACAAGGCGUUUAACAGGACAAUAUCAUGGUCAGCCCAUUUUUUUGAAUGAAGACAUAGGACAAGAUAAAUACGUUGCAGACUUACUUAACACCUUUCGUCCUGCGGUGACGGAAGCGAACGAAACAUUUGUUGGCAAAAGCAGAGUUACAUUGGAUGGAGAGACUUGUUUUUAUAACGAAUGUAAUUUUGGAAAUUUGAUAGCAGAUUCUUUUGUUCGUUAUAACGCUAAGCGGUUUUUAACAAAGUAAGAUUAACUUAGUUUUGUGUAUUUUCCACAAAUUCCUAUUGAUAAAAACAUUUCUAGAUAUGAUAAAAUUUCUUAUAAUAUGUGGACGGAUGCUGCAAUAGGACUAAUUAACGUUGGUGCGAUACAAGAAAGCAUCAUCCCCAGAAAAAGAAAGAAUAAUGUUUAUAAAAUUAACUUGUUAGAAGCAAUACCCUUUAAUAAUUUACUCUAUGUGAUUAAAUUAUCCGGGUCUGAUUUACUCUUAGCUUUAGAACACGGUGCGAAAGGUCAUGAACACCGAAGAUUACCUGAGUUUUUAAUUCCGUCAGGAUUAAAAGUUGUGUACGACUUUACAAGACCCGAAGGCAAGCGGGUUAAAUCGGUUCUUGCGAAAUGUUCACUUUGCAGAACACCAAGGUAUGAACCUUUACAAAGUACUAGCAUCUACGGGGUUGUCACUACUGAGUAUUUAGUGAAUAGCGGCGAUGGACAUUUUUCAUUAGGCAAAGGAAAAUCUAAUAUGUUAUCUUCUAACGAUGCUGAUCAUAUCAUUAAUUGCUUAAUGGAAUACUUUCAAGCUUUUCAAGUUGUCGCGCCUGAAAUUGAAGGUCGAAUUAUAAUUGAGAAUCCAAUUCCUGCAGGGGUCCCCAAUACAACUGUUUUAGAUAAAUGUUUGUAUAUUAUAUUUAUAAGCUUGAUUUAUUGUUAUAAAUAAACAGUGUUGUUAAAUACCCUA